This is a messenger RNA of Rhinocladiella mackenziei CBS 650.93, 2346 nucleotides long. RefSeq lists its product as uncharacterized. NCBI's taxonomy places the organism in Eukaryota, Fungi, Ascomycota, Eurotiomycetes, Chaetothyriales, Herpotrichiellaceae. The record is from RefSeq and is a predicted model, not a curated record. Bases 1 to 2346 code for a protein of 781 amino acids. Gene Ontology annotation, molecular function: protein binding; ribonucleoprotein complex binding. Gene Ontology annotation, biological process: maturation of LSU-rRNA from tricistronic rRNA transcript (SSU-rRNA, 5.8S rRNA, LSU-rRNA); ribosome biogenesis. Gene Ontology annotation, cellular component: preribosome, large subunit precursor; PeBoW complex. The transcript has a single exon.
AUGGCCGAAUCAAAGAAACGAAAGGCCGUCACCAAAGACGUCGAUGAAGAUGCCGCCGUGGUGUCGGGCGAUGAGUUCGACUUCUCUCAUUUGGACGGUACCAUUUCAGACGACGGUUCUGUGAGCGGGAGCGACGAAGAUGGCUCCUCCAGUGAAGGUGAAGACGAUGACGUCGAGGUAUCAAUCGGGGGUGAUAAACUACCUUUGGAAAGGGAUGAGGAGGACGAUUUCUUACAACCGAAGGAAAGGGAACAGCCGCUCAAUGUUGAAGCUGGGGUAAUAAACGGAGACAAGGAUGAAAAAUCCGAGCACGGAACUCCUAGCUACCAAAUAGUCCAGGAUGCAAAUGGAAAUGACAGAUAUAUCUACGAUGAGAUCGACCCGGGAGACAACUCGGAUUAUUCGGUUCCAGAUGACGAAGCGAACACGGUUGGCAACAUCCCGUUGUCCUUCUACGAUUCCCAUCCUCACAUUGGUUACAACAUCAAUGGAAAAAAGAUUAUGAGACCGGCAACGGGAGAGGCAUUGGACGUCCUUCUUGAUAGUAUCGACGUCCCUAAAGGCUGGACAGGCUUGACCGACCCUUCUACCGGAAAACCGCUCGAGCUCUCUCGAGAAGAGUUACAGCUGUUGAGGAAAGUGCAGAUGAACGAAAUACCGGCGGGUGACUAUGAUCCAUAUGAGCCAACUGUGGAAUGGUUCACUAGCAAGACCGAGACCAUGCCAUUGAGUUCCGCCCCAGAGCCCAAACGACGAUUUGUCCCAUCCAAGCAUGAAGCAAAGAGGGUGAUGAAAAUCGUUCGAGCUAUUCGGGAGGGACGCAUUCUACCUUACCGACCUCCACAAGAGAAUGAAGAUGAGGAUGAAGAAGUUCAAAAUUAUGAUAUCUGGGCCGACGAACAACCUCGACCGGAUCAUGCUAUGCAUAUGCCAGCUCCCAAACUUCCACCUCCCGGGUUCGAUGAAAGUUAUCACCCACCGCCCGAAUAUUUACCGGAUAAGAAAGAAAAAGAGGCAUGGGAGAAGGCCGAUGAGGAAGAUAGGGAAAAGGACUACCUCCCGACUGACCAUACUUCGUUACGAAAGGUUCCAGGCUAUGAUCGCUUCGUCCAGGAAAAAUUUGAGCGCUGUCUGGAUUUGUACCUUGCUCCUCGGGUUCGCCGAACUAAACUCAACAUCGACCCCGAAUCUUUAUUGCCCAAACUUCCCAAUCCCGACGAAUUACGGCCGUUUCCCACACACGAGGCGGGCCGAUUUCAUGGUCACAAAGGACGUGUGAGAUCUCUUGCAAUAGACCCCUCUGGACGGUAUCUGGCAACUGGUGGAGAUGACGGAACCAUGCGUGUCUGGACACUCGAGCCUCAACGAGAAGUCUGGUCUGUUGACCUGGGACCUGAUGCUGCUGUCAACGUGGUUCGGUGGCGACCUGGAAAAGACGUGCCGGUGCUUGCGGCCUGUGCUGGAGAUGAGAUCUACUUAUGCAUCCCCCGUCUGGGGACAGAUUUCGGCCCAGAAGCCGAGGAAGCCCAAACAGUGCUUGAUGCUGGAUGGGGCUAUGCUACAUCAGAGAGCAGGACCUCGAAGUCUUCCAGUGUCAAGUGGAGUCGGCCGUCGCCAGGUCGGAGAGAAAAGGGCGUUGCUGUCAUCAUCCACCUUGGACAUACAGCCAAAACAUUGUCCUUUCAUUCGGGGGGGAACCAUUUCGUUACGAUCUGUCCAGCAACAACGGUGCCAGCAUCACAGGCAAUCGCCAUACAUACGAUUGCAAAGCAUCAGACACAACUACCUUUCCGAAAGCGACUCAAAGGCGGAGGAACUCCCCAGGCUGCACACUUUCAUCCCAGCAAGCCGGUCUUAUUUGUCGCCAACCAGCGCGUCAUUCGAGCCUACGACUUAUCCAAACAGUCAUUACUCAAGAUCAUUCAGCCCGGUGCACGGUGGAUCAGCAGCUUCGACAUUCACCCCACCAGUUCAUCAACAGCGGGCUCGGACAAUCUGAUUGUUGGUUCCUAUGACCGGAGAUUGCUUUGGAUGGAUUUGGAUUUGUCGCCGCGGCCGUACAAGACUCUCCGAUUUCAUGAGAAAGCAAUCAGGUCUGUUCGUUUCCAUCCUGCUACAAACAGGUACCCGUUGUUUGCGGACGGUAGUGAUGAUGGAAGUAUCCAAGUUUUCCAUGGCCAGGUAACGAGCGACAUGAUGAGCAACGCACAGAUUGUCCCUCUGAAGGUACUGCGGGGGCAUAAGAUCACAGGAGGGUUGGGAGUCAUGGAUUUGGAUUGGCAUCCUCAGCAUCCAUGGCUCGUGAGUGCUGGCGGCGAUGGAACAUGCAGAUUGUGGGUGUCUUGA